AUGGCCUCACUGGGCAUGCAGAUGCUGGCGAGCUCCCUGGCGCUGCUGGGGUGGGUGGGGGCUCUGCUGACUUGCAUCCUGCCCAUGUGGCGUGUGACGGCCUACAUCGGCACCACCAUCGUCACCUCGCAGACCAUGUGGGAGGGCAUCUGGAUGACGUGCGUGGCGCAGAGCACAGGCCAGAUCAUGUGCAAGCCGUAUGAUUCCACGCUGGCGCUGGGCACAGACCUCCAGGCUGCCCGGGCACUGACGGUCAUCGCCCUGUUGGUGGCCAGCGCGGGGCUCCUGCUCGCUUUUGUGGGGGGCAAGUGCACCCGCUUCCUGGAUGGUGAGGGCAAGAGGACCAAGGCCCGAGUGCUCGUCGCCGCCGGAGGUACGCUGCUCGUCGCCGGGCUCCUGUGCAUCAUCCCGGUGUCGUGGACCGCCGGGGCGGUGGUGAAGGCCUUCUACAGCCCCCACAUCACGGACUCCCAGCGCAGGGAGCUGGGGGGGGCCAUCUACAUUGGGUGGGGGGCGUCCAUCCUGUUCUUCCUAGCGGGGGGGAUGUUCUGCAGCACUGCCUGCUCUCGAGACGCCGCUGAGGACAACACCCCCUCCGUGAAGUAUGUUCUUGUGCGCUCGUCCGUUAACGGCGGCUCCAGGCCCACCUCAGGACCCUCCGUGCGCUCCCAGCCAGAGGGAGGCCAGUGGGGAAAGCCACCGGUCAUGGCCAAGCCCCUAGGCAGCCAAGCACCCUCCACAUGGUCCCACAACAGCCAAGCACCCUCAACCAAGUCCCAGCUGAAGAGGCCUGUGUCAGCCCAGUCGGGGGUGAGCGAGGGGCCGUCCACCAAGUCCCAGCUGAAGAGGGCCGACUCCACGAAGAGCCUGGAGCUCUCCACCAAGUCUGAGCUCAACGAGACAGCUGCAUUCGCAGACGAGGCACCACUUACUCCUACAAAGACUUACAUCUGACUGUUUCUGCAAGGCACUGCCACAGUAUAUUCCUGUUAAAAUGAUGUGUCGUUGUACCAGUUAUGCACUUGGACUUUGCACUCUUCUUGUGGGCCAGUCAAGAGUGUAAAUAUAUAUUUAAAAUUAAGCUGUUAAUGUACAUAUGUUUUUUUCCCUCAAUGUUUAAACGUAUGUGUGGUAAAAUGAAGGAAGGCUAAGUGAUGUCAUUCACAGGCCUCUUGUGAGCUCUUCAGUGGUGAUAUGUAAUACGAUCACAAACAGCCCCACAACAUCAGUGAAUGGAAGUUAUGACUGGUGCAUUUCCUGUUGAUGUUGCUACUUUUUCUUCUUUUUGAAUGUCUUAUAUAACUAUAUGAAUGUGAAUUUUAUUGCUAUAAAAAUAAAAGUUUAAGAUCAUUUCUGGCUGUAGCUUUUACAUAUUUUAACUUAUUUGCCAUAACCCAAGGAGUGCAACCAAUUAGCAUUACUAUACAAUAAUUAAAAGGCUGGGUAAGUGAAAAGUUCAAUGUAUUACUUAUUUAUGAGCUCCUAGCCCAUUGCACUGAUACCCUCCCCCACAUUCUUCCUGGUAUCACCCUCCAUUAUGGCCUCAGCAAAGAGGAAGGGAAUCGGUGGCGAAACAGGUUUGACAGAGAGUCACUGAAUAAAGAUGCUUUGCAUUCUAUCGGGAAGCUAUGUAUUUGCAAAGGAUCAGAUCGAGUUUCACUGGAAGCAAGCUGGAAAACAUUUUGAGUCACGCUUCAAUUUAAAUGCUAAGUUUCAUCAGACUUUGACAUUAGGAUGUUUGGUUGAGGAA
Molecule: messenger RNA, 1750 nt
Organism: Clupea harengus (Atlantic herring)
Lineage: Eukaryota; Metazoa; Chordata; Actinopteri; Clupeiformes; Clupeidae
Product: claudin-4-like
Exons: 1
Coding region: 1-954 (317 amino acids)
Cellular component (GO): membrane; bicellular tight junction
Molecular function (GO): structural molecule activity
Source: RefSeq, a predicted model, not a curated record